Molecule: messenger RNA, 1626 nt
Organism: Chrysochloris asiatica (Cape golden mole)
Lineage: Eukaryota; Metazoa; Chordata; Mammalia; Afrosoricida; Chrysochloridae
Gene: PA2G4
Product: proliferation-associated 2G4, 38kDa
Exons: 13
Coding region: 178-1362 (394 amino acids)
Source: RefSeq, a predicted model, not a curated record
AGCCCGCGCGCUCGCAGCUUCUCGCUCUCGGCUGCCCGCCCGCUCCCUGGUUUGCUCGCGCUUUCGUUCGCGCUCUCCUCGCGGAUCGAGGACUCUGGCCACAAGCUGUGGCUGGGAAGAGAGACAGAGGCGGCGGCUCAGGGGAAGCGAGGCUGCGGUGGUGAUAGUGGAGAGAAGAUGUCGGGCGAGGACGAGCAGCAGGAGCAAACUAUUGCCGAAGACCUGGUCGUCACCAAGUAUAAGAUGGGGGGCGACAUUGCCAACCGAGUACUUCGGUCUUUGGUGGAAGCUUCCAGCUCAGGUGUGUCGGUAUUGAGCCUAUGUGAAAAAGGUGAUGCCAUGAUUAUGGAAGAGACAGGGAAAAUCUUCAAGAAAGAAAAAGAAAUGAAGAAAGGUAUUGCCUUUCCCACCAGCAUUUCAGUAAAUAAUUGUGUAUGUCACUUCUCCCCUUUGAAGAGUGACCAGGACUAUAUUCUCAAGGAAGGUGAUUUGGUAAAAAUUGACCUUGGGGUCCAUGUAGAUGGCUUCAUUGCUAACGUGGCUCACACUUUUGUGAUUGAUGUAGCUGAGGGGACCCCAGUAACAGGGCGGAAAGCAGAUGUCAUUAAGGCAGCUCACCUUUGUGCUGAGGCUGCCUUACGCCUGGUCAAACCUGGAAACCAGAACACACAAGUAACAGAAGCCUGGAACAAAGUUGCCCACUCAUUUAACUGCACACCAAUAGAAGGUAUGCUGUCACACCAAUUGAAGCAGCAUGUCAUUGAUGGAGAAAAAACCAUUAUCCAGAAUCCCACAGACCAGCAGAAGAAGGACCAUGAAAAAGCUGAAUUUGAAGUACAUGAAGUAUAUGCUGUGGAUGUUCUUGUCAGCUCAGGAGAGGGCAAGGCCAAAGAUGCAGGACAGAGAACCACCAUUUAUAAACGAGACCCUUCUAAACAAUAUGGCCUGAAAAUGAAGACUUCACGUGCCUUCUUCAGUGAGGUGGAAAGACGUUUUGAUGCCAUGCCAUUUACAUUAAGAGCAUUUAAAGAUGAGAAGAAGGCCCGGAUGGGUGUGGUGGAGUGCGCCAAACAUGAAUUGCUACAACCAUUUAAUGUUCUCUAUGAGAAGGAGGGUGAAUUUGUUGCCCAGUUUAAAUUUACAGUUUUGCUCAUGCCCAAUGGCCCCAUGAGGAUAACCAGUGGUCCCUUCAAGCCUGACCUCUACAAGUCUGAGAUGGAGGUCCAGGAUGCAGAACUGAAGGCUCUCCUUCAGAGUUCUGCAAGCCGGAAAACUCAGAAAAAGAAAAAAAAGAAGGCCUCUAAGACUGCAGAGAAUGCCACCAGUGGAGAAACAUUAGAAGAGAAUGAAGCUGGGGACUGAGGUUGGUCCCAAUCUCCCCAGCUUGCCGCUCCUGCCUCAUCCCCUUUCCCACCACACCCCAUGCUCUCUGAAGUGCAGUUCGUCUUUUUCAUCCAGGACCACCAGCAGAGUGGGGUUUCCCUGCCCCAGUCCCUAUCCCCAACCCAUUCCUUUCCCACACAACCAGCUCCAACUGACUCUGGUCUUGGGAGGCCAGGCUUCCCAGACACCGAAGACUACUUUCAAUAGAAAAAAGAAAUUGAAUAAUAAAAUCAGGAGUCAAAA